UAAAAACAAGCUCCUGUAUACGGCAACUGUCAAAGUACAGCGAGGGCACCUACUGGUAUUUUUACGAAACUGUUAUACGCGUUUUAUCGAUAAUAUUAUGGUUAAGAUUACUCGAUGUUCGAAGUUUCAUGUUUUGGUAUCUACAAUAUGUAUUUGGUGGGCUCUUCUUGAAAGAUAUGGGUCCGUAUACGGAAGGCUUUGUUCAGAAGCCAAUGUCAUUGACGGUGAUAUAUUGUUAGAUAAAGCGCCGGCUCGAACACGUAGAGCAGCGACAGCAGAGAAGGUGAAAUUAUGGCCUGGGGGAAUUAUUCCAUACGUUAUUGCUGAUCAUUUUUCAAAUAGAACUAAAGAAAAGAUUCGAGAAGCAAUGAAUCAUUGGCAAAGCUAUACUUGCUUGGAUUUUGCAAAAACUGACGAAAAAGACUAUGUAUACAUAUACAGUGGAAAAGGUUGUUGUUCGCAUGUUGGACGUUAUGGAGGAAGACAGCGUUUGUCUUUGGGUAUUCGUUGUGAUACUUUCGGCAUUAUUGUUCAUGAACUUGGUCAUGUUGUUGGGUUCUGGCACGAACAGAGUCGACCUGACCGAGAUACCUACAUUCAAAUUCUUUACGACAACAUUAGUAAAAACAAAAAGUUUAAUUUUAAGAAAUUGCAGAAGGAAGAUGUUGAUUCACGUGACCAGCGUUAUGACUUUCAUAGUAUCAUGCAUUACGGCUCAAAUUUCUUUGGCAAAAAAACUGGCGUUGAUACAAUUCUUCCCAAAUUUGACGAAAUAAAAAAAGAAGAAUUAGGAAAACAGUACUUUUCAACAUACAAUUUUGCUCUUAGUAAACAAGAUGUGAUUCAGACGAAUCUCAUGUAUCAAUGUAAUAUAUUCAACGAACACGGAGGCACCAUUUUUGCAAAAUCAGGAAGCUUUCAUUCGCCAAAUUAUCCAUUUCCGUAUACAGUGUCACGUGAUCGUAUUUGGAUUAUCACAAUUCGUCACUCUAAUAAAACUUCACUUACCUUGAUCUUUGACGAUUUCUCAGUCGGAAGCAGUGAUGGUUCGGGCACAUGUAAGAAUGAUUAUUUGGACAUUAGGAAUGGCAAAGGAUUUUUAUCGCAAUAUCUUAUUCAACUAUGCGGUAAUAAGAAACCUGAUCCAAUCACUGUGUUGGGAGAAAGCAUCUAUAUCCGACUGCAUUCACAGCUUGUGACGCGCAACAACUAUAACAUUAAGAAAGGAUUUGCAGUUCGAUUUAAAACGGAUGAAUGUAGCCGAAAAAUGAUAAACAUGAAGGAUUCCUUUAGCACUCCACGCUUCCCACAGCGUUAUAGUCCCAACAUGGACUGCAUUUGGCAGAUUCGCGUUCCCAAUGGUUAUAAAAUCAAGAUAACAUUCAAUGAAUUCCAUCUAAAAGGUGUCGACAACAAGAUAGGUUGCUUAGAUUAUGUUGACCUGCGAGAUGGUGAACAUCCAUUUUCCACAUUUUAUGGUCGUUUCUGUGGUAAUAACAAUCCUGGCAUAAUCAUGUCUACUUCUUCGAAAUUUCGAAUAAUUUUCCAUUCGUCAUCACCUCAUAAUGAAACAACUGCAGUUGGAUUCAGUGCAAGUUAUGAAAGCAUCGAUAUCGAUGAAUGUGAAGAGAAAGUAUCAGAAUGCGAACAAGCAUGCGUAAAUAAACCAGGUAGUUAUGUUUGUGGAUGUCGUUCUGGAUUCUCAUUUGUCCGUGGUUUACAUGGAACAUGCGUAGAUAAAAACGAGUGCGAAGAAAACAACGGUGGAUGCUCUCAUGGUUGUGAAAACACGAUUGGUGGUUUUCAAUGUACAUGUCCCAGAGGUCACUACCUUGUUUCUCACGACAAGAUUUGUACAGACAUUGAUGAAUGUGCACUUAAUCCUUGUUCGCAUUAUUGUGAAAACUUCAUUGGUGGAUUUAAUUGUUCGUGUCGUCAUGGAUACAAACUGAAUGACGACAAAAGAACAUGUGAUGAUAUCAACGAAUGUUUGAGCUUUCCAUGUCCUUUCAAGUGUCUCAACAAAGACGGAAGUUUCAAAUGUGUAUGUCAACCUGGAAGAAUAUUUCAUGGAAAGACAAAUAGUUGUCAAGUGUUGUCAUCAUGUAAUGUAACUUACAGUAAACCAAGUGGAGAGAUAACUUCACCGAUUUUAUCUAAACCCUUACCACACAAUAUUGACUGCAUAUGGAAAAUACAAGUUCCCCAAGUGACACACGUCAGCAUCAAAAUAGACGUCCCUUGGCGACGCGCUCAAAAUUGCUUCAACUACAUAUUGUUGCAAUACAACUCUGAUGAAAGCUUGAAAUCGAAAAAAAUUUGUGGAAAAGAAGAUUUCAGAGAGAAAAUCGAGCUAAAGUCUAAUGACAUAUGGAUCAUAUAUCAUGUUCAGACGUCGCAAAAAACUAAAACUAUGAUAUCAUAUACCAGCAGUAAGAAAAACGUUCAAUGUAAAAAGAUUUUAACGCAAAGCAAAGGAACAAUAAAAUCACAACAUUUUCCUCAAAAAUAUCCGGCCAACACUCGCUGUGAAUGGAGAAUAAGAAACACUGGGAAACAUCAACUUUAUCUAAAAUUUGACUUUUUUGAACUGGAAAGGGAAAACUCCUGCAAAUAUGAUUACUUAGAGAUCAAGUUAAGAACACUUAAUCGAAGGCAUCAAAGAAUUCUGGGCAGAUAUUGCGAAAGCAUAGAACGCAAGUUCAAGAUAUCGCCUGGGAGGGAACUAAUUCUCAUCUUUAAUUCAGAUUCGACUAUUCAAAGGCGAGGAUUUCAUGCUUACUUUUGCAGUAAUGCAAAGUUAGAUUGUUAGACGACUAUAUAAUUUAUCGACACUGUUCGAAAAGCACUUGCAGGUUGCUUAACUUAUUAGGUGCAAGCUCUAUCCAUAAAUGAUAACAUAGCCAUCAAAUACAAAAUAUGAAAUAGGCAUGUAUAGUUUAUUACUUGUAUAAAAACAUAGCAGUUACGGUGUAUAUAAUGAUAUCAAUAAAUGUGUUUUUGAGUUUUUGUUCUAA
Molecule: messenger RNA, 3017 nt
Organism: Xenia sp. Carnegie-2017
Lineage: Eukaryota; Metazoa; Cnidaria; Anthozoa; Malacalcyonacea; Xeniidae
Product: bone morphogenetic protein 1 homolog
Biological process (GO): proteolysis
Molecular function (GO): zinc ion binding; serine-type endopeptidase activity; metalloendopeptidase activity
Source: RefSeq, a predicted model, not a curated record